AUGCGGGUGGGCGAGGAGGCCACGCACCAGGUGCUGGGCCGGCUGCGGUUCCUGCUGCAGUGCAGCGAGUGCUUCCGCCGCGCCCGGCCGCUGCCCGCCGCGCUGUGCUACGUGCCCCGCGAGGUGCAGUACAAGAUCUGCAAGGACCCCGCGGCCGCCGUCUCGUCCCGCAGCCUGCUCAGCGUCUGGGACGGCCCCGGGCCGGCGCGGGGCUCCAAGCGGGCCACCAUCGAGGUGCGGAAGGGCGGCUGCCUCCGCGCUACGGGCGAGGAGUACCGAAACAGCGCGGGGCUGUGGGUGAAGCUCCGCAAGGAGCACCUGGAGGAGAACGGGGUCUGUCAUGAGCUGGAGGAGGGCUGGGUCCUGGCGCAGCGGUUUGGAGAUGGGGGAGAUAAGUUGGUACCGGUGGAUCCGGUGGAGAAGAUCCAGCAGCAACACCAAACCUUUGGAACGGAUUACAAACCUGUGGCUAGCUGGGAACAAGUGGUGGACCUGACAUACACCAUGCAGUUGGGAGAGAAGCCCGUGUCAGUCGAGCCGGAUGAGGCUGUGGUGCAGAAGCUUCGGUCGAUGCCUCCAAAUUGGAGCUAUGAGCAGGACAUGGAGCUGGGGCGCUUCCUGUAUGACAUCACCGAGAGGGAUCAACACUGCAAGGACUGCUUUAAGGACCACCUCAACAGCAUAGAGGUCUCCUCACAGCUGAAUGACUUCAAAAUAACCCACCUGACAGACAACCAGGGAGACACCUACUGGGAGAGCAACGGGUCCCCUGGGCAGCACUGGGUGCGGCUCCACAUGAAAAAAGGCAGCGUCAUCAAGAAGCUGUGGCUGAUGCUGAACGCAUGCAUCAACUCCUACGUCCCCAGGCGGGUGGCUGUGUAUGGAGGGCCAGCCAACAGGCUGCAGCACCUGAGAACUGUCUUAAUCAAUGAGAACAGCUAUCAGGAUGUAUGCAUCCUACGUGACAUGAAGACCCACAUGCCAGUACUGGAGAUCCGCAUCUUGGAGUGCCGAGAACAAGGGUACAACGUCCGGCUGCGAGGGAUUAAGUUCAAGUCCUUCUGGGAGAGGGACUUGAGCCUCAACGCAGACAUGUUUCAGGCGGCCCAGCUGGUGCGCUACCCGCUGCUGGAAGGGGUGGACGCAGAUGUACUGUACCACAGGGCCAUAGUUAUCCAGAGGUUCAUCCAGCUCCUGGACAGUGUCCUGGGGUACCUGAUCCCCAUCUCCGAUGAGAGUGACAGCAGCUUCAGUGUGCUGAGGGGCAUGAAGCCGUUCCUGCAGCUGUGCAAGCUGGGCAAAACCCUCGUCACCCAUUGCCUGCAGAGCUCGGAGAGCAGCCCACCUUGCAUGCUGCCAAAGCUGCUCAUCAACCGGCAGCUGGCCCGUGAGCACCGGGCUCACCCUGAGCUGGACCCUAGUGGCCGGAACACAGUCUUCACCCAGGUGUAUGAAAACCUGAAGCCUUCUAAAACCAACAAUCAUCUCCUAAACUACAGGUGGCCUCAGACCCACAGCCAGUGGUGGGAGUGUGACUUCACCACGGAGGGCGUCAUUGAUAACGGCGGGGGUUUUCGGGACUGCCUGACAGACAUCUCAGAGGAGCUGUGUCCCAGCUCUGGUGAUGUCCCCGUGCCACUGCCCUUCUUUGUGCGCACAUCCAACCAGGGUAACAGCAGCAGCGACACCAGGGACAUGUACGUCCCCAACCCCUCCUGCAAGGACUUCCCUAAGUACGAGUGGAUUGGACAGCUCAUGGGAGCAGCCCUGAGAAGCAAGGAGAUUCUGGUCCUGGCUCUGCCCAGUCUGGUGUGGAAGCAGCUGUCAGGAGAGGAGGUCAUCUGGAGCAAGGACUUUGCUGCUGUGGAUGUGGAGCUGGUGAAGCUGCUGGAGAUGCUGGAGGAAGUGGACAGGGAGGCCUUCAACUUCAUGUUUGGCAAGGAGCUGACCUACACAACGGUACGGAGCGACCAGCGUGUGGUGGAGCUGAUCCCAAAGGGUAGCAGCACCGUGGUGCGCUUUGAGGACCGCAAAGAGUUCAUCCAUCUGGUGCAGAAGGCUCGGCUGGAGGAGAGCAAGGAGCAGGUGGCAGCUAUUCGUGCCGGGCUGCUCCGUGUGGUGCCCCAGGCUGUGCUGGACCUGCUCACCUGGCAGCAGCUGGAGAGGAAGGUCUGUGGGAACCCUGAGGUGACGGUGGAUGAGCUGAAGAAGUUCAUCACCUUUGAGGACUUUGACAGCACCCGCAUCCAGCAAUUCUGGGAUGCCCUCAAGAACUUCACCAGUGAGGACCUCAGCCGAUUCCUCAAGUUCAUCACCGGCCGCAGCCGCCUCCCUGUUCAGCUCACCAUCUACCCAGACCGGUCCAUCCCUGAGCGGUUGGACAUGAUGCCUGAGGCCUCCACAUGCUCCUGCUCCUUGUUCUUGCCCAAAUAUUCCUCGGUCAAGAUAUGUGAGGAGCUGCUGCGCUUCGCCGUGUAUAACUGCAUGUCCAUCGACACUGACAAGAACACCUGGGACUAGUGGCAAUAAAACCACUAAUUGGU
This is a messenger RNA of Lagopus leucura (white-tailed ptarmigan), 2543 nucleotides long. Its product is annotated as E3 ubiquitin-protein ligase HECTD3-like. The record is from RefSeq and is a predicted model, not a curated record. Gene Ontology annotation, molecular function: ubiquitin-protein transferase activity. Bases 1 to 2520 code for a protein of 839 amino acids. The transcript is spliced from 21 exons. NCBI's taxonomy places the organism in Eukaryota, Metazoa, Chordata, Aves, Galliformes, Phasianidae.